AGAUGCUGUUAGCUCAAGUCUGGAGCAGGGAUACACAAUUCUUUAGGUGCCCCUGUGGUCUCACGCUGCAUAGAGCAACAGCAAAGUCUCUUGCCUGAUCAGUGACAGGUCUGCUGGCCAGGGCUGCCGCCUGUGACUUUGUCGCCAUGGGUUGCAACCAGAGUGGCGCCACAGCUACUGGAGCAGCAGGGGAAAAGAAAGAUGGAAACAAAGGAAGCGGGAGCGCUGUAGACAAGCAGCAGGCAAAGGAGGAGAACAAGCAAUACCAGGCGACGAUGUCGUUCUUGUCACAGGUGCCGCUCUUCAUGAGGUUGCCGAAGGACCAGCACCCCAUCCUGGCGGCGGCUUGUGUCAAUCAGCCGUUCAAGGCUGGCCAGACCAUCAUCACCCAGGGCGAAGUUGGGCGAGAAUUCUUCAUCAUCCAGUCUGGAGAGGCGGAGGUGCUAGUGGGGGAAGCCGGCAGCCAGAAGAAGGUUGCCUCCCUGAAGCAGGGGGACUACUUCGGUGAGAACGCUCUGCUGCGGAAUGAGCCUCGUUCUGCCACCAUCAAGGCGGUGACUGAGAUCAAGACUCUCAAGAUCACACAAGAGAAGUUUCAGGAGAUGGGCCUGAACGAGAAGAUCCAGUUCGCCAACCGAAAGGCCGUCGGCGGCGGCGGCAAGCGUCAGCUGGUGGUGCAAGAGCCUUCGCCCAAAACGCCGGACGAGCGACAGCUCAUGGAGAAAGCGCUGAAGAAAAACGAGAACAUCCAGACCAUGGUCAAGUUGGAUGAGAUUCGCAUGAAGCAGAUCAUCGACAUUGCCUGGAAGGAGAAUGUGCCGGAGGGCAAAGAGAUCAUUGUCGAAGGUGACCUGGUGGCUGAUUAUUUCUAUAUCUGCCAGACCGGGACCUUUGAGAUCUUUGUUUCAGAUUCCAAGAAGGGUGGCGAGAAGAAGCGGAAGCUCGUGCAGACCGUCACUAGUGGCGGCAGCUUCGGCGAGCUCGCUCUUCUCUACCUGGUACCCCGUGCAGCAACCGUGGUUGCCAAGGAAGACUCAUCAGUAUGGGUGAUCGACCGCAAGAACUUCAAGGAUAUUCUGAUGAAGGUCUCUGACGAGAAGAUUCAGGAAUAUGUGAAGUACUUGAAUAGAGUCGAAAUUCUCAGCAGCCUGUUAGCUGCGGAGAAGCAGCAAGUGGCAAAAGCGUUGAUGGAAGUUCACUUCUCCAAGAAUGAGGUGAUCAUUCAGCAAGGCGACCCAGGCACCACUUUUUACAUCCUGUUUGAAGGUGAGGUCGCAGUGUCCAUUGAUGGCGAUGAGAAAGUCCGCUUGCAGGCAAGCGAAGACAGGGGCACGGCUCAGUAUUUUGGAGAACGCGCCCUCUUGCACAACGAGCCUCGUGCAGCGACAGUGCGAGUUGUGUCCAAAGAUGCCAAGGCCCUGGCACUGGACAAAGAGGCGUUUGACCUCUUGCUGGGACCCUUGGAGGACAUCCUGGCGAGAAAAGACGCAGGCGGCCAGCCUGCCAAGGGAUCAGUGGCACCUCCAGCCGGCGGCACCGGUGGCGGACGAGAUCCCAACAGGCCGAAGAUCCUGAUGAGCGACCUGACAAAGGUUGGCCUCCUGGGCGCUGGUGGCUUUGGUGCCGUAGAGCUUUGGGAGCACAAGGCCUCAGGCGAGACCUACGCGAUGAAGUGUAUCAGCAAGGGCUUCAUUGUGAAGACUGGGAUGCAGGACAGUGUGAUCACGGAGAAGAACAUUCUGUUCAUGACCAACUCGGACUUCAUCAUUCGGCUCUACGAGACGUACAACUCGAAGCAGUCCAUCUACUUUCUGAUGGAGCCAGCUCUGGGAGGAGAGCUCUACUCCAUGUACCAGAGAAAGGGCUUCUAUGGAAGCGAGAAGCAUGCCAAGUACUACUCAGCUGGCGUGGUUUGCGCCUUCGAGCACUUGCACGAGCGACAUAUCAUCUACAGGGAUUUGAAGCCGGAGAACCUGCUGCUGAACGAGAAGGGUCACCUCAAGGUGACCGACAUGGGCUUGGCCAAGUUCGUCAUUGGAAAGACCUACACGACGUGCGGGACGCCGGACUACUUUGCUCCGGAGGUGAUCGCAUCGACGGGACACACGCAUGCUGUCGAUUGGUGGAUGCUGGGAGUGCUGAUCUUCGAGUUCAUGACCGGAUCAGCUCCCUUUGAAGCGCCAUACCCAAUGCAGAUCUAUGCCAAAGUCCUGAAGGGUGUCAACGCGGUGAAGUUCCCUCCGCAGCUUUCGCCUCAAUGCGUUGACAUUGUGAAGGCCAUCUGCCAGAAGGAGCCGGCGGACCGACUGCCCAUGCUCGCUGGUGGCACAAAGAACUUGAAGGGCCAUGCGUGGUAUAAGGGCUUCAAUUGGGACAAGUUCACGGAGUUCACCCUAGAGGCGCCCUUUGUCCCGAAGGUGAAGAGCAAGAAGGACUUGGCUAACUUCAGCGUCCACCCCGAUGAGAUGCCCCGGUUCAUCGAGUAUGUUGAUGAUGGUUCCGGCUGGGACAAGGACUUUGCGACCUGUUGAGGGGUGCAACCCUCGUUUGCUCCAGGCAAUGACCUCCCCGUUGGAAGCAGAAGUGAGUGCCCUGCAAUUGCAGACAGCUCGGUGUUUCAUACUUGAACAAGUUACACACAUUUGAAGCGCCCUUAGUAAAGCUAGCUCGGUGCCAGCCCC
Messenger RNA from Effrenium voratum, 2681 nucleotides. The record is from the annotation of a GenBank genome assembly. NCBI's taxonomy places the organism in Eukaryota, Dinophyceae, Suessiales, Symbiodiniaceae.